GCCCUCUCCGCGCGUCCGCGUGCCGCAGCCCGCGCCGCCUUCCGCCGCCUCGCUCCAGCGCCCCGCGUCGCCGCCGCCGGGCUCACUGGCUGGCGCGGUGCGGGCGCUGGGCUCCCGCAGCAGGAGAGGACCAUCAGGGCCGCCGCCCCCACUUCGGCCCGGGCCCGGGCGCUGGCCCCGCCCUGGGCCCCGACCCCAACCACCUGCCCGGCCAGGCGAUGAAGUGUCACUACGAGGCGCUGGGGGUGCGGCGCGACGCCAGCGAGGAGGAGCUCAAGAAGGCCUAUCGGAAGCUGGCACUGAAAUGGCACCCGGACAAAAAUCUGGAUAAUGCCGCUGAAGCAGCUGAACAAUUUAAGUUAAUCCAAGCAGCAUAUGAUGUGUUGAGUGACCCUCAGGAAAGAGCAUGGUAUGAUAAUCAUAGAGAAGCUCUACUUAGAGGUAAGCUUGAUGGGGAAUAUAAAGAUGACAGCUUAGAUUUGCUUCGCUACUUCACUGUUACCUGUUACUCUGGUCAUGGAGAUGAUGAAAAGGGCUUUUAUACUGUGUAUCGUAAUGUUUUUGAAAUGAUUGCAAGGGAAGAACUAGAAUCUGUGUUAGAAGCAGAUAUUGAGGAUUUCCCGACUUUUGGAGACUCCCAGAGUGACUAUGAUACGGUGGUCCAUCCUUUCUAUGCUUACUGGCAGAGUUUCUGCACUCAGAAGAACUUUGCUUGGAAGGAAGAAUAUGAUACCCGACAAGCUUCAAAUCGCUGGGAGAAACGAGCCAUGGAAAAAGAAAACAAAAAGAUUCGAGACAAAGCCAGGAAGGAGAAGAAUGAGCUUGUCCGUCAGUUAGUAGCAUUCAUUCGGAAAAGAGAUAAAAGAGUGCAGGCCCAUCGAAAGCUUGUGGAGGAGCAGAACGCAGAGAAGGCGAGAAAAGCCGAAGAGAUGAGGCGUCAGCAGAAGCUAAAGCAGGCCAAACUGGCAGAACAGUACCAGGAACAGAGCUGGAUGACAGUGGCCAAUUUGGAGAAAGAGCUCCAGGAGAUGGAGGCACAGUAUGAAAAGGAGUUUGGAGAUGGAUCAGAUGAAGACGAAAUGGAGGAACAUGAACUCAAAGAUGGACAGGAUGGUAAAGACAGUGAUGAGAUGGAGGACGCUGAGCGUUAUGAUGGCCUUUACUGCCCAGCAUGUGACAAAUCUUUCAAGACAGAAAAGGCCAUGAGGAAUCAUGAAAAAUCAAAGAAGCAUCGGGAAAUGGUUACCUUGUUAAAACAGCAGUUAGAAGAAGAGGAAGAAAAUUUUUCAGGAACUCAAACUGAUGAAAAUCCACUGAAUGCUAAUUCUGAGGAAGAAGUAGAAGAUGCUCCAAAACAAAAGCUUUCCAAAAAACAGAAGAAAAAGAAACAGAAGCCAGCACAGAAUUAUGAUGCUAAUUUCCAUGAAAAUGGAACUGGAGAAGGAGUAAAGGUUGAAUCAGAAGUUACCAAUUUAAAUCAAGACAGUGCCAAAGAAUUAGAAGAUAGUCCCCAGGAAAAUGUCAGUGUCACAGAGUUUGUUGGACUUUGUGGUGACCCAAAAAAUGAAGCGAAAAGUGUUCCUAAACCCAAAGGAAAGAAAGCCAAAGAUACGAAAAAAUCUGUCAGAGUACCUGCUGAACCACAGACAGUGAGUGAUGUUCUUAUUAGCUGUACAACCUGCCAUAGUGAAUUUCCAUCCCGGAAUAAACUUUUUGACCAUCUAAAGGCCACAGGUCAUGCGAGAGCACCUUCAUCAUCUUCUUUAAACAGUGUAGCAAAUAGUCGAAGCAAGAAAGAGAAACGUAAAAACAGAUAGAAAUUCUGCCAACACAUUUUCUUUCUGAUUGUCUCUAGAUUUUGAAACCAAAAACUGAACUGAAGUCAUCUAGAGUUAAAAUUUCAGUGAUCUGCAAUUUGUUGCAUUGUGGAAGAUUAUUUUUUAUCUUUUAAAAACAUUCUUUUUGUUUAAUAUAUAUUUUUUAAACAUUUCAUUAGUGAUUGAAUUCUACUUUUGCCAUACAAAUUGACUUGAAUAUCUCAAAGCAGGUAAAUAUUGUAAAGUAUGCUUUCUUGAUUUCUGUUGGCUCAUGUGGACACAAAUGUACAGGGAGAAUUAAAUUAUUUUAACACUUA
Molecule: messenger RNA, 2134 nt
Organism: Manis javanica (Malayan pangolin)
Lineage: Eukaryota; Metazoa; Chordata; Mammalia; Pholidota; Manidae
Gene: DNAJC21
Product: DnaJ heat shock protein family (Hsp40) member C21
Cellular component (GO): cytoplasm
Molecular function (GO): zinc ion binding; nucleic acid binding
Source: RefSeq, a predicted model, not a curated record